This is a messenger RNA of Plasmodium vivax (malaria parasite P. vivax), 1239 nucleotides long. RefSeq lists its product as hypothetical. NCBI's taxonomy places the organism in Eukaryota, Apicomplexa, Aconoidasida, Haemosporida, Plasmodiidae. The transcript has a single exon. The coding region runs from base 1 to 984 and encodes 327 amino acids. The record is from RefSeq and is a predicted model, not a curated record.
AUGAGGUUGCCCAAGCCGAAAUUCCUAACCGCCGGGGGCGCCAGGCUCUCGCCGCCGUAUGUCAACCUCUCCGCUCCGAGAACCUACCAGCAAUAUGCGAAAGAAGGCCGCUACCCCAACGGGAAAGUCGACCAACCGAUGAGGAGCAAUGACCUCCAUACAACUGUAAUUUGUAGAAACCUCACCAAACAUGACAUCCCGAAUGGGAACAAAUAUAAACAUAAAAUUUUACGUGAAGAUGGAGAACCCACAGAUAGCAGCAAAAUGGGGAUAGCGGAAGAAGCUACUCAAAGGAGUGCCCCUUUUUUCCUCAACGACAAAUUAUUUUACAAUCACAUGGUCCUCAAAUUGAUGAAUAGAGAAAAAAAAGUGAAAACCAUUUCGAGUGAUUUCUUUUACCAUUUGAGCAAAUUCCAUAUAAACCGUGUAAAUAGCCAUUUUGGAGAGAGCCGCCUAAUGUUUACCAAGACGUCUAAAAUAUUUUUCGCUGUGGUGGCUAGCUUUUCUGUUCUUUUAACCUUCUUCCUAGUAGCCUCCUCAAAUUAUUUGGAAUAUAAUAUAAUUUUGAAGUACCACAUAAAAUUCCACUCUCUGCUUUUUUCUUUUUUCUCCGCUUACUAUUUGGGUUUACAAGUAGGCAGUUACUAUUUUGCCAACAACCUUCACUACCUGUAUACCUUCCUCUUUUUUGUGGCCUCAGUUAUUUCCAUGGGGUUGGCUGACUAUGCCAUAUGGGUCUCCUACUACUUUUUAAGCGUAAAUUACUUGGCCUUCCUAUUUAUUAAUUACUAUAAUGCCCGUUUGGGGGUGUUCCCUAGUUGCUUAUUUCAGAAUGUCAAUCGCCUUUUUUUCUUUUCCCUUUUGUCAAACUAUUUGGCUGUCAACAAGGGGAAAUAUAUCGAACAAAAUAUACACCGUUUGAGAGAUGAAGCGGUGGAUGCGGGGCGUUUCAGGCUCUUCAAGGUGCUCCCAUAUUUUCUGUAACAUGGACGGGGGUGCAGUCCGCUCGAGGAGUUGGGCGACCGACCGUUCGUCUAUUUUGGUGUCAGCCCUUUUACGCUAGUGUACCUGUGCAGAUGAGACACUUCUCCGUAUGUGCCCUCAUCACCACUUUGUUAUUUUUUUUUUUAUUUUCACCCCUCAUGGGAAAUUAAAAUUCGAACUGUGCAGCAGCACCACCCCUCUUCCCCUUUCGUAUUUUACAAUUUACAUUUUUUACAAUUCACAUUUUUUACAAUU